UCUCCCCUCCCCUCCCCUCCCUCAGAUCCGGCCACUCCCGCUCCCCCUCGCCGCCGGUCCCCCCCGGCCCGGGAACCCUAGAGCUCUCCCCCGUGGCGGGGCCGCCGGAGCCCCCGAGCGCGCGGGGACAAUGGAGGCGGCGCUGGAGGCGGCGCGCGCCAAGGACACCAAGGAGCGCCUGGCCGGGGUCGAGCGGCUGCACGAGGCGCUCGACGCCGCGGCGCGCCGCGGGCUGACGGCGGCCGAGGUCACCGCGCUAGUGGACACCUGCAUGGAUCUGACGCGGGACGCCAACUUCCGCAUCGCCCAGGGCGGCCUCCAGGCGCUCUCCGCCGCCGCCGUCGUCGCCGGCGAGCACUUCAAGAUCCACCUCAACGCCCUCGUCCCGGCCGCCGUCGAGCGGCUCGGGGACGGCAAGCAGCCCGUCCGCGAUGCCGCGCGCCAGCUCCUCAUCACCCUGAUGGAGGUUUCUUCGCCAACAAUAAUCGUUGAAAGAGCUGGAAAUUAUGCAUGGACUCAUAAGAGUUGGAGGGUGCGGGAAGAGUUUGUACGUACGGUAGCCACUGCAGUCGGGCUAUUUGCUUCUACAGAGAUUUCCUUGCAACGAGUUUUGCUUUCACCUGUCCUGCAGUUAAUGAAUGAUUCGAACCAAAGUGUUAGAGACGCUGCUAUCUCUUGUAUUGAGGAGAUGUACAAGCACAUGGGUUCACAAUUUCAUGAAGAGUUGCAGCGCCAUAAUCUGCCUUCUUACAUGGUAAAAGAAAUAAAUUCUAGGUUGGAGAGAAUAGAACCAAAGGUUCGAUCAUCUGAUACUGCAAUGCAGUAUAAGGCAGCAGAGUCUAGAUCUGUUAGUGCUAAUCCGAAAAGAGGCAGCCCAAGGACAAAAAGCUUACCAAGGGAAAGUACACUAUUUGGAGGUGACACUGAUAUAACAGAAAAAGCAGUGGAACCAGUAAAAGUUCAUUCUGAGAAAGAAUUACUUCGGGAGUUUGAGAAGAUUGCAGCUACCCUUGUUCCAGAAAAGGAUUGGUCUUUACGUAUUGCUGCCAUGCAAAGGAUUGAAGCCCUCGUUUAUGGAGGUGCAAUUGAUUAUCCCUCGUUUCUUAUGCUCUUGAAGCAACUGGUUCCUCCAUUGUCCACGCAGCUGUCUGAUCGACGUUCUAGCAUUGUAAAACAGGCAUGCCAUCUUCUUAAUAUACUGUCCAAAGAACUCCUUGGUGAUUUUGAGCCAUGUGCCGAAAUAUUUAUCCCGAUGCUUUUUAAGCUUGUUGUCAUAACUGUGCUUGUAAUCGCUGAAUCUGCAGACACAUGUAUUAAAACUAUUCUGCGAAAUUGCAAGGUUGCAAGGAUUCUUCCUCGCAUAGUUGACACUGCAAAGAAUGACCGAAGCGCAAUCCUCCGUGCAAGGUGCUGUGAGUAUGCACUUCUGGUACUUGAGUAUUGGGCUGAUGCCCCAGAGAUACAACGUUCGGCUGAUUUAUAUGAGGAUAUGAUAAAAUGCUGUGUAGCAGACGCGAUGAGUGAGGUUCGCGCAACUGCAAGGACUUGCUAUAGAAUGUUUGCAAAGACGUGGCCUGAGCGUUCACGCCGUCUUUUUAUGUCAUUCGAUCCUGCGAUACAGAGGGUAAUAAAUGAUGAAGAUGGUGGUGUGCACAAAAGGUAUGCUUCUCCUUCGUUGCGUGAUAGGGUUGUGCAGCCUUCUCGUGCUCCAUCUCAUGCAAGUGGUACACAUGUACCUGGAUAUGGCACUUCAGCUAUUGUUGCAAUGGACAAGAGCGCAGCUAUAUCUUCAGAUUCAUCUUUUUCAUCAAACAGUCUUCGGUUAUCACAGUCAAAGACGAUUGGCAGAAGUUCUGAAAGAAGCCUAGAGAGUGUGCUUAACUCCAGCAAAGAAAAAGUUUCUGCCAUUGAAAGUUUGUUGAAAGGUGCCAAUAUAUCAGGGCAAAAUUUCUCUGCUGCACGCUCAACAAGCUUGGAUCUUGGAGUUGAUCCUCCAUCAUCUCGUGAUCCUCCUGUGCCACUUGCAGCGCCAGCAUCAAAUGUUUUGUCAUUGCAGAACUCAGCACUGCUGGAUUCAUCCCUUCCUUCCAUCACAGCUGCUAGUUCACGAAAUGGAGGUUCCCGCUUAUUGGAUACAAUGACAACACAGUUCGCCCCCAAAGAGCGAUCAAGAUCACCAUAUUUGAGUAAUAUGUCGUCUGAGUCCAUGUCUGGCUUGUCAAUGCCUUACUCAAGAAGAUCUACGGAGAGGCUUCAAGAAGGAGCCCGCAUGGAUGAGAGUUAUGAUAUUCGUUCAACUAGGCGAAUCCCUCAAAUGCACAUGGAGAAAAACUAUGUUGAUAUGCCUUAUAGGGAUGCCGUCCACAGAGAUUCACAUAAUAACCAUGUCCCAAAUUUCCAGAGACCUCUUCUAAGGAAGCAAGUAAUGUCAAGGGCUUCUGCAAGUGGCAGACACAGCUUUGAUGAUAGCCAUGUAACAUCGGGUGACGUGUCUGGCUAUACAGAUUCUCUGGCUUCUCUAAAUGAUGCACUUUCUGAGGGUCUCAGCCCUAGUUCUGACUGGGUAGCAAGAGUUUCAGCUUUUGAUUUUAUUCGGAAUUUAUUGAAACAAGGCCAGAAAGGUAUUCAAGAAAUCACUCAAAAUUUUGAGAAGGUCAUGAAGCUGUUCUUCCGUCAUUUGGAUGAUCCUCAUCAUAAGGUUGCACAGGCAGCUUUCACUACACUUGCAGAGCUUAUCCCAGCUUGCAAGAAGCCAUUUGAAAGUUAUGUCGAGCGGAUUUUGCCAUAUGUGUUUUCACGGCUUAUUGAUCCAAAAGAAUUGGUGAAAAAACCAUGCUCCUCAACAUUGGAUAUUGUUGGUCGGACCUAUGCUAUUGAUAUGUUGCUACCUGCGCUAGUACGCUCAUUAGAUGAACAGAGAUCUCCAAAGGCAAAAUUAGCUGUUCUUGAGUUUGCAAAUAAAUCAUUCAGCAAGUACACUGUAGAUUCUGAUGGUUAUAGUAACAGUGGCUUCCUCAAACUAUGGCUUUCAAAAUUGGCACCUUUAGUAAAUGAAAAGAAUGCAAAAUUGAAGGAAGCAUCUAUUUCUGGUAUCAUAGCUGUUUAUUCUCACUUUGAUUCAACAGCAGUGCUAAAUUUUAUUCUCAGUUUAUCAGUUGAAGAUCAAAACCUUUUGAGGCGAGCCCUGAAGAUCAAAACUCCUCGUAUUGAGGUUGAUCUGGUGAACUACUUGCAGAGCAAGAAAGAGCGUCCACGCCCCAAAUCUUAUGACCAGGCAGAUUUUGGAACUUCUUCGGAGGAUGGCUAUGCACUCUCAUCCAAGAAGGGUUAUCUUUUUGGGCGAUAUUCUUCUAGUUCCCUUGAUGCUGAAGGGGGAAAGAAAAUCAGUACAAUGCAAGAAUCAACACCGCAUAAUGUCUCUAUAGGUCGAACAACUUCUGAUAUGAGCAUGGAUCAUGCUAUUCAAAGCUUGGAGCCAUCCACGGGAACUGAAGUUCAUUUAACUAGGAGUGCAGAGAGAAAGAAUAACAGUAGCUCAGUUGUGGAAGCUGCUCGCUCUUGGACAAACUACCCUGAAAAAACUGAUGCCUCCUUAGAUGGCGAAGCUGUUAGCAGUACUCCUCGGUUAGAUUUCAGCCGGUUUCUUACUUCUGAUAGUCAUAAUGCUGUUGUUUCGACAACUGAAGAAAGUGUUCAAGAGGGAGAUAUGAUUGUGAGUCUUAGUUCUAUAAAGACUAGCCUGCACACUGACAACGGUCUGAGCAUACCACAGGUUCUUCAUCAGAUAAGCAAUGAUACUGAAGUUUCAAGCUCGGAAAAGCGGGAAGCGUUGCAACAGUUGGUUGAUGCUUCCCUCGAUAACAACAGCUCCAUUUGGGCAAAGUACUUCAAUCAAAUCUUAACGACUGUGCUUGAGGUGUUGGAUGACUCUGAUUCAUCCACGAGGGAGCUUGCUCUAUCCUUAAUUGCUGAGAUGCUCAACAACCAGAAAGACGCAAUUGAAGACUCUGUAGAGAUUGUUCUCGAAAAACUCCUGCAUGUGACCAAAGAUGCUAUGGCUAAGAUUUCAAAUGAGGCAAACCAAUGCUUAAAUGUUCUGUUGGCAAAAUAUGAUCCAUUCAGAUGUCUUACUGUUAUAGUACCUCUAUUGGUCAGUGAUGAUGAGAAGAUACUUGUCGUGUGUAUCAACUGUUUGACAAAGCUUGUUGGGCGCCUUUCCCAAGAGGAAUUGAUCGAUCAAUUGCCAACAUUUUUGCCAGCACUGUUUGAUGCUUUUAACAACCAAAGUCCAGAUGUCCGAAAGACUGUUGUGUUCUGUCUGGUGGAUAUCUACAUCAUGCUUGGGAAAGCAUUCGCUCCAUACUUGGAAGGGCUUAGCAGCACGCAGCUGCGCCUAGUAACCAUCUACGCUAACCGGAUUUCACAGGCGAGGUCUGGCAAACCGAUCGAUUCUAACCAAUGAGAUGUAACAUUUGUUAUUAUUUGUGGUCUAUAUGAGCAUUUCUUCGGUAGGGUGUUUUUCUUGUCAUUUGUCUGUAUGUGUAUAGUAUAAAACAAGCGCCUCCCUUCUGUCGGGAGCUCCUGGUUUUUGCCCGGUGUGAUUAUGUAUGGCCUGUUUAUUCUUUUUUCCUUUUUUUAAUUUGGUAGCUUGUGGAGAGUGUUUAUGAGUGUGGGCUUCAUUUGUACUACUUGGUACAUACACUGUACAAAGAAAGGAAAGUGUAGCUUCGUGGAGAACAGUUGCGAAAGUGAUUUUUUGGCCCAUUUUCCUUGGCUAAAUGACGGUUUGCUGAUCAGUAGUUGUGAAACAUUUGUUGUGAAUUCUCAGCUGUCAACUUGAUUGUUAUCGUUUCUUGA
Molecule: messenger RNA, 4857 nt
Organism: Setaria italica (foxtail millet)
Lineage: Eukaryota; Viridiplantae; Streptophyta; Magnoliopsida; Poales; Poaceae
Product: CLIP-associated protein
Exons: 21
Coding region: 131-4462 (1443 amino acids)
Biological process (GO): microtubule cytoskeleton organization
Cellular component (GO): cytoplasmic microtubule
Molecular function (GO): microtubule binding
Source: RefSeq, a predicted model, not a curated record